CUUAUAAAAACACACUGGGUGGGGCAUCGUGGCAGCAAUACAUUAUUGGAUUAAUGCUUGGGUAAGUCUCAAUGGUGUUGAAAUUUGAUUAGAAAAUGUCUAUGCAUGCUGUGUGUGAGUUUGCACGUCACCACUGUGUGUGCAUUUAUUUGGUGUGUGUCUGUCUGCUGUGUUUGUGGUGUGUUUUUGUAUGUUCUGCUCUGUGUGUCUGUGCUGUACCCGUGGAUAUGGUAUGUGUGUGUUUGUUUUGCCUACAGUGUCUACAGCAGCCCUCAGGGAUAUAACGCUACCACAGUGGACAAACCUUGCAUGCUUAGAGCCACUAUUACAUCCAGCCCCUCGGAUUCCAACCAACCUGUCCAGCACCAGAGCCAGCAACCCAGACCAAACCAGCAGCAGGUCAUUAAGCAGCAGCACCAGAGCCAGCAACCCAGACCAAACCAUCAGCAGGUCAUUAAGCAGCAGCACCAGAGCCAGCAACCCAGACCAAACCAUCAGCAGGUCAUUAAGCAGCAGCACCAGAGCCAGCAACCCAGACCAAACCAUCAGCAGGUCAUUAAGCAGCAGCACCAGAGCCAGCAACCCAGACCAAACCAGCAGCAGGUCAUUAAGCAGCAGCACCAGAGCCAGCAACCCAGACCAAACCAUCAGCAGGUCAUUAAGCAGCAGCACCAGCCAAGCUUCAGUCCCACUCCAAUAUAUAGGAGACUCACAACCUGGCAGCACAAGGACAACACCAAUACAGACAACACCGUCAAGACUAACAGCCCUCACAGUAACCGAAUCAAGAGACAGGUGGACAUGACGUCCCAGAACGUGUUGGGUCAGCCGCGUGUCCUGGCCUCUCUGCGCGGCCCGCCCUCUCCACGACAGACCCACAAGACAACUAACCUAGAGGAGGAACUGAGGCUCAUCAUACUGGACACAGAGGACUCAGGGAGGGAUGCAUCCUGCCGUCAUAGCCUCUCUACAGAGAUCAGCCUCGGCAGUGGUCCCCUGGAUUCCAGUCUGGCAUGUUCCCCAGUCUCUGACUGCCCAGAGCUGGAGGGGCUUGAGGAUCUGUCUGCCUCUGAGCUGUCUCUGACAGAGGGCUGGGACCCUGGGCACAUCCCCCUACAGGCCCCUGCCUGGGGCAUGGAGUGGAGCAAACUUGUCAAUGCUGCCAAGGCCUAUGAAGCAAAGAGGACAGUGGAGCCCAUUCCUCCCAGCAAGUCCAAGAAGCAUGGAUCAGAGGGUGGACCUGCUGCUUGCCCACCUAAUCACUACCCUCCUCAGGGCUACAAUGCCCAGCCCACAUUAAGAAGUGAAGUGCCCAGUGAUCUGUCAAGACUUCACCACCUGGAGGCGCUGCUGAGACACUUGGAGAGCAACCUGGAGAAGGAAAGGGAGGAUAAAGUAGCCCUGAUGGAGGAAGUGACAAUUCUGAGAGAGACCAACCAGCGCCUGUGGGAGGAGUCUCUUUCAUCCAACGAACAGCUCCGUAAACUCAGCCUGUUGUUCAACAUGGCCCCAGGAAUGAUGCCAAGAGAGAGAGAAUGACCAGCGACACUAAGAGGAGAGAGAGAUGAUUUGAAAAGAGGAGUAGAGGGAAAAAAUGGUUUCAACAAAGAUAGUACCUUGAAACAGAGUUUACAAAUGUAAAUUGUCUUCAAAAUGUGAUCAGAGAAAGAGGACAGAUCACGGCGAGUUACCAGAGUUUGCUUGUGGAGGUUACUUAUGCUGGGACAGUGACAUGUACGAGCUGGCUAAAUGCUUGAGUUGUUAGCCAGUUCAGCUUUACACAGUUGGUACGUUUUAACUCCAUGACAUUGGAAUAUUUCAGUUGUGUAAUUCUCAUGUCCUCUCGCCUCUCCUGCUUGUCAAAGCCCAUUGGAUGAGAAAACCGGAGGUCCAUCCCCUCUGACCUUCUCCACCAAUGGGUACAAUAAAAUAUUUAAGAAGGCACUGCUGA
Messenger RNA from Oncorhynchus nerka (sockeye salmon), 1951 nucleotides. Its product is annotated as signal-induced proliferation-associated 1-like protein 3. The coding region runs from base 106 to 1539 and encodes 477 amino acids. The record is from RefSeq and is a predicted model, not a curated record. The transcript is spliced from 6 exons. Lineage: Eukaryota; Metazoa; Chordata; Actinopteri; Salmoniformes; Salmonidae.